AUGAGACCGAGCAAACAAGCAUUCGACAUGAUUCCUAGCGACGCCCAAGCGAACCAAGGGCACCAUAGCAACAGCCUGCGAGAUGUCUUAGAGACAAGUGACCCUCUUUUUAACAUCUGCUGGAGCCGACAGUCCUGCUCAUCGUGCCUGGCAGGUGAUGUGGCCUGCAGUUGGUGCGCCAUUGUAUGUAACGCCAUUCACACUUCUCAGUCUGCACACCUUUUAGUGGAAUUCUGGUGGAAUCUGGCUCUCUUUCCAGUUUCCAGUACUUUCUUUUUGUUCCGCGCAUUGCAUUCUCCCCUGACCUUGUUUCGUAUCCCCGAUCCCUUGCAUUCCAAUGGUGUUUCAAUCCUUCCCCUCCCAACUUCUCGAGAUCGCCACAUUAUUGCACUAAUGCCCUCGUCCACCUGUGUUCCCAAUACGGCUCGUCUACCCAUCUUAGCCCCCCUCCGCUCCACCCAUAUCUGCCCACUUGGUGCUAAGGAACGAUGGGAGCUGAGGGCACUGCCUUUUGGGUGUAGUGUGAGUACUACGACUCUCUUGAGCACUGCAGUUGCCGCGUUGAGUACAGUCGCCUUGAUCGGCGUUGUUUAUUUGGUCAUUGGAAUUGUCCAACGGGCACGCAGCAGGUGGAAAGAAGCAGAGCAUGGGCGUUUAGAUGACCAGGAACGAGAGUCCUCC
Molecule: messenger RNA, 681 nt
Organism: Penicillium atrosanguineum
Lineage: Eukaryota; Fungi; Ascomycota; Eurotiomycetes; Eurotiales; Aspergillaceae
Exons: 2
Source: RefSeq, a predicted model, not a curated record